CAAAAUUGUAUGAUAUUAUUUGGAUUAUCAUUUGAGAUAUUUUGUCUAACGACUGUUAAUUAUCCUGCAAGUGACGACAAGAAAUUUAACUAUGGUGAAAUCAACAUUGCGUUCAAUCAUAAUUCUUGCAAUUUAUUGUAGUUUUUCUAAUGCGAUUGAUUGGAAGAAAUAUCCCAAUGGAAAACUUAUGAAGUCAGAAGUAAUAUUUAGUGUUCCCAAUAAUAUUAUCUUAGGUGAAAUAAACGGUGGUAAUAUUACCGAUGAGCAAUAUCACUUGGCCAUGAAAAUCAGGUUGUACAAAUUACUGUAUUUAUUGUUACAUUAUUCAGAAUGCACAGUUGAAUCUUACAACAAUGUAAGCAGUGUUAAAAGUACGAUUAUUUCAGAUUCAUUAAAAUAUUAUAACGUUACAAUAGAUUAUAUUAUUAAAUUCAUGAAAAAUUAUCAAAUAGAUAUUUCUGAUUUAGAACAUUUUUCUGAGAAAAUUUUAAAUUCAGAUUUAAGUGAAGAAUUAUUUUUUUCAUUUCAAGAAUUUCUUCGUCGUUCAUUAUUUGAACACAUGAAAAAUUUCAAUAAAAAAUUAUCAAUAGAAACUGAAACAGAUGAUUUUAAUAACCAACUUAAUGAAUCAAUUAAUUCUUGGAAGAUUUUUAAUAAUUUAUACAAUGAAGAAACGAAUAAAUAUUUUCCUCCGAAUAUUAAAGAAGAUAUUGAAUGUAUGUAUGCAAUGAAUUAUAUUGAUAAGAUAAUCACUACCGAGUAUGCAUUUAAACCUUCUCCGUACAUGAAACAAAUGAAGGAUCUAAAUGUCAUAUAAUAUGAUAUUUUGACGUAUCGUUAAAAAAACGUUACGACAGACAAAAAAAAAAAAUCAAAUCAUAAUAAAAUUUUAAUUUGAAGCUUAAAUUAUAAGUGAAAUAUUUUAUUGUAAAUUUGUAACUUAUUACACAAAAUUUAAUUGUUUCUAAAAAUAUAUGUAACUGUCCUUAAUUAAAAUAAUAAAUUACACAGAUGUAUAGAAAAA
This is a messenger RNA of Daktulosphaira vitifoliae (grape phylloxera), 1024 nucleotides long. RefSeq lists its product as uncharacterized. The transcript is spliced from 2 exons. Bases 92 to 817 code for a protein of 241 amino acids. NCBI's taxonomy places the organism in Eukaryota, Metazoa, Arthropoda, Insecta, Hemiptera, Phylloxeridae. The record is from RefSeq and is a predicted model, not a curated record.